AUUGAAUAAAAUGUAUCUUAUAAGCUUUGGCCGGUUUCAUUCAUAAAAACCAAUUGUGUACUCAUCUCGUGCUUCAGUUGUGUUCGAACUAGCUAACGUGACGGUCUAACCAACUACCUACACUAAAUAUAUAGAUAUAUACACUCUCUAAUCUUAAUAUUAUACUCUAACCAGAAGAAGAAAAAGAUAAAAUAAUUCAAAUCAGACACUCCGAGUUAAAUAAGAAAAAUAUUUUAAUUGAAAUAUUUUUUUUUGAAGAAAGCAAAUAAAUUAAUAGAAAAUAAAAGCAAGAAACAAAUGUGAACUGUCAAAUCUGUUUAAAAGUAUCCCAAAGAUAUUAUCAAUGUUUAAUAAAAAUUUAUUUGAAAAAAUAAAACAAAAAAGUAAAAAACAAAAAUAAAAGUGAAAAUUUAAAGAAAAAUCAAAUUGGAUUAAAACAAAUAAGAAAGUGUUGAUCGAGGAAAUGUAUCUUUAAGAUAUUUUCGCAACAAAAAGUGAAAAAUUCAAGAAAAUUUCUUAACAAAAGGAUUAAUUUUACCAACAGCUGAAGCUGUUCAUGUUAAAAGAAAUCAUAAACCCUAAACUCAACUACUAAAAAAAUACUUUUUUAUGAAUGAAUUUUUGUAGUCAUUUGUGAGAAACAAAAAAAAAGCUCUCUAAAAAAACUUUGUGACGUAUUUUAUUUUGUGCAAAAAAAAAGAAGAAUAAAAUAAAACAUUAUUAUAUCUACAAAUAUAUAUAUGUAUAUAAAGAAAAAUAUUUGCAUUAUAUAUACUUUUUAUCGAUUUAUUUAGUUGUGUGCUCUUACGUCUAUUUUGAGCUUAAAAUUUAUACACAAAGAAAAAAACUAAAAAAGAUACAUUUUGGUGCAAAAUAAACAAAAUCAUAAAUUAUAUUUUAGUGUUUUUUGCCGCAACGAAAAACACUAAUUUAAAUUAAAUAUAUAAAGUAAAAAAUAUAUAUAAAUAACUAUAAAUUAACUAAAAUUUUUAAAACAACAUUUUAAAUGUUUGUGCUAUUAAACAGUGUUACCCUUUACAAAGAAAUCGCAUUUUAAAUAAAAAAAUUGUGAUUUCUUUUUUCCGGCUAACAAACUAUUUUCAACUUUUGGCUGAUCUUUCUUCUGCACGUGCCAAUUAUAUCCAGGUGGCGUAGCCCCUGGAACCCCAUCAGCGGCCAUGAUCAUGGAAGGGCUUGAAACCCUAGUGGCGCCAUCGCAUCACACUUUUCUACUCACCGAAUCAGCGGCAGCGGCGCAUUUCAAUGUUUUAAGUUUUGACACAUGCCUCUUUAAGACCACCGCUCAGACGAGUCCCUCCACAGCGGUGUCUUCCGGAGCUACAUAUCUCACCACACCCUCGUCCUUUGGCGGAGGACAUUUGGGUUCUCAGACCCUAUUGCAUUACAAUCUCUCCACAGCAUCACCCUCAUCGUCGGCAGCCGAAUCAUUGCCCGCCACAGCAUCAACAACCGCCUCGUCCUCGCUUAGCAGUAUCUCAACAUCGAAUUCAGCAUUAUCACGUCAUUAUACAAACGCACGUUUGGGUUCCAUUUCAGUGUCAGCUGAAACUCAACAGCAACAUCAUCAGCAACAACAGAACUCUCCUCUGCAACAUAAUAGUCCUUCGAUCGCCAGUGCUGCUGUUAGUAUUAAUACGGCUGGCACCACUACAACAAGUGGUCGUAGCUCGGCUUCACAUUUAAGUCUAUUGAAUACCACCCAACAUAGUCCGGUGGGUGGUGCCAGUGUAUCGUCGGUAGGCGAUAGCAUAGAUAUUAAACAUUCGCACAUUGAGGCUCAACAAGGAGAUUUAAAUACACCCGUCACCACUUCAAGUGAUAUACCCUCAUUUUUUGGUCCUUCGACCGUUGUCGAACCACCACCAAUAACAGGUUCUAUUGAAUCUGAAGAUUUGUCGUUGGAACCUCAGUCAGUGGCCAGUCCGGUAUUGUGCAGUCCAUUGAAGGAGGAACGUAGUACCCCGCCCACAUUGACAAUUGUUAAGGAAGAAACAAGUAAUAAUAGUUGUACCAUGUAUCCUACAUCCACCACUACCACACACCAACAACUAAGUCAGACAACAACACCAACAACGACAACAACAUUAGGGACAAAUAAUACAAAUACAACACAAAGCAAUACACCCUUACACCAUCAUCACCAACAACAACAGCAACAACACCAUCACACACAACAACAUCAUCAACAACAGCAACAACACCUGCAAACUGGACAACAAUCACCACAACAUCUUGAACUAGAACAACAACACCAGCAACACUAUCAUGACCAACAACAAAACCAAAUAUAUCAAAAUCACUUACACCAACAGCAACAACAACUGCAACAGCAGCAACAUCAACACAAUCACCACCUACAACACCAACAACACUAUCAACAGCAACAACAACACCAAACACACGCCCAACAUCAUCACAAUCACCAUCAUCACCACCACCAUCAUCAUCCCUAUCAACAGCAACAACAAUCCCAGCAUGCAAACAAUAAUAAUACAAGUAGUAGUAGUGGUAAAAUAUCAUAUCGUGGCAUUUUUACUACCACAGGUAAUACCACCAUGAGUGGUCUAAAUACAUCUGCUGCUAGCGUUCAACAACAGCAGCAUCAGCAGCAGCAACAACAACAACAGCAGCAGCAUUCGCAACAUCAGCAACAACAACAGCAGCAUCAAACACAAAUGCAUUCACCUUCUUUAACGGUAUUGCCUGGUCCUAUGUCUCCUCCUUCCGCCGGUUUGGGCAAUAGUUGGAGUCUGCCCAGUCCUGACAAGACUCUAUUCCAGCCUCCCAUGUUUAGUCUUUUGGGUCCGGGACCUCAAAAUGCUGUAGCCACCCAAGCUCACUAUGCCACACAACAUCAAGCCACCAUUCCCGCCUCUACACCCUCUCCAUCUGCUCAUCAUAUGCAUGCUGCAGCAGCGGCCUAUGAAGACUCGCGCCAUGUAGAGUUAUUGGGCCUCCAAAUGGACUGUUCACCCAUUUUACUUAAGCAAGCUGCCCCUCCCAGUUAUGGCAGCUCCAGCACAUUUACCACCUUGGCCGAUAUGCAACAAGCUCAAAAUUCCCACGAUUUACAACAAUAUCGCCAGCAAAUGGGUGUAUCGACACCCAAAUAUCAGUGGUUAGAUUCUCCAGCUGAAUACGCAGCUGGUAGCCAGCAAACCGCUACAUUGGUCUUGCCCGGACCUUCGUCUGCCUCCUCUAGUACUGCCCUGGGAGGCGGGAUCAUACCCAAGCAGGAGGCAUAUGCUGAACCUACUCACACACCCACUCAUCACAUGCAAACGACUCCCUCCGCCUCGGCAUCUGGAUCUCAAACAGGUUAUUCGGUCGUCCAACUAGCUGAAUAUUCUCCCUCCACCAGCAAGGGUCAUGAGAUUUUAUCUCAAGUCUAUCAACAAAGUGCCAUGCCCUUGAAACUAGUCCCAGUUAAGCCACGUAAAUAUCCCAACCGUCCCAGUAAGACGCCCGUACACGAGAGGCCCUAUGCCUGCCCGGUGGAGAACUGCGAUAGACGAUUCUCAAGAUCAGAUGAACUCACCCGCCAUAUACGUAUUCAUACCGGUCAAAAACCAUUCCAAUGUCGCAUAUGCAUGCGUUCCUUUAGUCGCUCAGAUCAUUUGACCACACACAUACGCACCCAUACUGGAGAGAAACCAUUUUCUUGCGAUAUCUGUGGCCGUAAAUUUGCUCGUUCCGAUGAAAAGAAAAGACAUGCCAAGGUCCAUCUUAAGCAAAGAGUGAAAAAAGAGAAAUUGAGUCAACAACAGCAGCAGCAACAACAACAACAAAUGCAGCUACAGCAAACGGCAGCUCAGCAACAACAUCACCAGCAGCAGCAACAGCAACAUGUUCAUGCUCAUCACCAGUCCGCGGCUCAUGCCCAUAUGCUUCAUUCCUCCGAUAUUUCUAUAGUAUCAUCGAGUGCUACUAGUUUGUAGGUAGAAAAGAAAUCAUCAUUGCUGGAAUCCUAUAGAAUAAAAAGACUACCACCACUGCUGCAGCCAGAUGUUAACACAGUAUGGCAUUCUCCCCUCUCACCCACUACGCCCCUCGAUACUAUGCCCACAUCAGAGUUAUCACUUAAGAGAGACAACCGCAAACAAUUUGACUUUGAAACCGAUUUUCUGCUCAACUCAUCGGACAGUUCUGAAAUGCUGGAGGCCCACAAUGACAAAGCUACCAAUACUAUUCUCCCUAAUCCUAGUUCCUCCUUAAAAAUGGAAUUGGAUUCGGAACAAGAUUCUCACGAAGAUGAAGAGAAUAAUUGUGAAUUUUUCAUAAGCGAAUUGCUAGAGCCCAACGAGGCUAGAAGAAGUACCUAUACUGUCAAGGAUAAUCAAAUAACUUUAGUAAGUGGUGGUCAACAAACUGAGGGUAACAGUAAUCAUGAAAUGGUUAUAUUGUUCCUUACCGAAUAAGUUGGAGAAGUUCAUGACUAAAAAACAUAACAGUUAAUGAUAAAAGACAAUAAAACAAACUAAGAAAA
Messenger RNA from Lucilia cuprina (Australian sheep blowfly), 4507 nucleotides. RefSeq names its product dendritic arbor reduction protein 1 (gene sr). The coding region runs from base 1179 to 3959 and encodes 926 amino acids. Gene Ontology annotation, biological process: regulation of transcription by RNA polymerase II. The transcript is spliced from 3 exons. The record is from RefSeq and is a predicted model, not a curated record. Gene Ontology annotation, molecular function: DNA-binding transcription factor activity, RNA polymerase II-specific; RNA polymerase II cis-regulatory region sequence-specific DNA binding. Lineage: Eukaryota; Metazoa; Arthropoda; Insecta; Diptera; Calliphoridae.